This is a messenger RNA of Cuscuta europaea, 1391 nucleotides long. The record is from the annotation of a GenBank genome assembly. NCBI's taxonomy places the organism in Eukaryota, Viridiplantae, Streptophyta, Magnoliopsida, Solanales, Convolvulaceae.
AAAAAAUAUCACGAUCAAAUGGCGCCCGUUGCCGGGGAGUGGCACGAUUUUUUGUUAGUACUUUCUGUGGAAUAGGUAAAAGCAAGUCGGUGAGACUUUCUAUUUUUUGUGUUGUCUGUUUGUCGUUUUUGGUGCGUGUGAACUAAGUUGCAGGAACUAGUGCAUGGACACUCGCUCCUCGGGGGAACAAGAUUUAAUUGCAGGUUAUUCGAAUCCUGAACGCUUAUUCCGAGGAAGAGCUAAAAGGCAGUUGCUAGAAGACUUGAACAAUUUUGAAAUCAAGCCGGCCAUGAUUCAGAUGCUGGCCAAUAAUCUAUUCUGUGGAUACGCUCAUGAAGAUCCAAUGGAGCAUAUUGAGAGCCUUAUUCAGACUUGUGCCACAUUCAAAUACAAUGGGAUAUCCAGCGAGGCAGUGAGGUUGACCUUAUUUCCAUUCUCGUUGAGAGAUAAGGCAUCGUGGUGGCUCCGUAGCUUUCCAAACGGGCAUUUUGAUACAUGGGAGAAGCUUCAUCUGGCAUUUAUGCAGGAGUACUUUCCUCCCUCCGCCGCUAUCAAAGUUCAGACAGAAACUCUCAACUUCACUCAAGCUCUAACCGAGACUUUCAGUGAAGCAUGGGAUAAGCUGAAGACGCUGAGAAGGAAGUGUCCAGAAAUAUUCAUGAAUUCAGCAACCAUCAUGUGCAGAUUUUAUAAUGGUCUUCGGCUAGAGUAUAUGAGAGAACUAGACCGGGCAUCUCGGGGGUGUAUGUUUCUAAAAUUGUCCCCACAGGCAGAAGAACAGAUAAUAGAGAAUUUGGCUUCAAAUGAUAAAUAUUCGUAUGCGGACAAGGAGAGAGCUCAAAAUCCACCUGGUUUGCUCAAUUUAGAUCCCAUCACUGCACUCACAGCGAAGAUCGAGGGACUCGCAAUGGAUGUCAAGGACUUGAAGGCACAAACCUCUCAGCAGCAACAUGCUCAUAAUAUUGGGGUCCAGUGGUCCGUGAUGUGAAUUUCAUGGAAUACGGUCAAGGCCAGAGAGCUGGUGGCCAGUUUUUCAACAAUCAAGUUCAGAGAGCAAAUUUUCAGCCAGGAGCAAGCUCGUGGAGACCUGAAAAUCAGAAUCAGGGGCAGCGGAAUGCUCCUAAUUUCCAAGCAAAUUUCCAGAAUAGAGGCAAUUCAAAUCAGCCCGCUCACUAAAGACAGCUUGAAUCACCUCCAAUAAAUGCAGCGUUGGAGAAAACAGUGGCUGAAUUAGCCAAAAAUCAAGCGGAGAUGCACCAGUGUUUCAACAACCUAGAAGCUCUUAUCCGCCAGCUUGGUUCAGUUGCUCCUAGAGAACCGGGAAGCCUUCCGAGUUCAACAGAACCCAAUCAAAGGGAGCAAGUGCAGGCUGUUACACUACGCAGCGGGAA